Molecule: messenger RNA, 993 nt
Organism: Paramecium tetraurelia
Lineage: Eukaryota; Ciliophora; Oligohymenophorea; Peniculida; Parameciidae
Exons: 2
Biological process (GO): protein deubiquitination
Molecular function (GO): cysteine-type deubiquitinase activity
Source: RefSeq, a predicted model, not a curated record
AUGAAAAACAGUAGUAAAUUAAGAAGGACAAGCAACAACAAAGACAAACAAAGAAGCAACUAAAAAAACAGAGAGGAUAAGCUCGUUCACUUAAAGGUAUCAUAAAUAAAAGAUAAUCGCUUAGGAUAUGCCAAACACUUUUAAGAGUUUUAAGAUGAAAUGAAUCAAUUGGGACUCUAAAUCAGAGAUGUGGAGGGAGAUGGAAAUUGUCUUUUUAGAUCGAUAGCAGACGUACUCCACGGAGAUGAAAAAUAUCACAAAUAAUUACGAAGAUUAGCAGUUUAAACAAUGCAAGAGAAUUAAGAAUUCUUUGGACUCUUCAUUGAGGAUGACAUGACCUUCGAUUAAUACUUGAAAGAGAUGUCAUCUGAUGGAGAAUGGGGAGGUAAUUUGGAAUUGCAAGCCUUGUCUUAAGCUUUGGAUGUGAAUUUUUUCAUUCAUAUGAAAGGAAGACCAUGCAUGAUUAUCAAGUCAAUGACUGAUGAAAGACCAUUGAAUGAGAAAGACGCUCUUCAUUUAGCAUAUCAUCUAAUAGAAAAUGUUGCUGAGCAUUACAGUUCUGUAAGAAUGUUAGGAGAUGACAGUAAUACAAGAGCAGAACCAAUCCCACUGGAUAUAUUUGAAGGAUUAUUGGAUACUUUUUAAUAAGCUCCUUUGGGAAAUGAGGAUAACUUUGAUUAAUUCGAUGAUUUAGAGUAAAUUGAGGAUCCUGAAGAAAGAGAAUAUUUGUAGACCCUAAGAGAAUAGGAAGAAGCUGAAAAGGCAGCAAAAGAGGCUAUGAAAUAAGCAGAGCUCCAAAAAUAUUAACUAAAGUAAAAAAAGAAUAAAAAAUGCAAUUGUGGCUCAAAUAAAACCUAUAAGGACUGUUGUAUGAAUGUCGAUAUUGAGAAGUAAAAAUGGCCAAAGCAGCAACAAUAAUAAUAAUAGCAAUAACAAUAACAAUAAUAAUCCUAGUCAGAUGCACCAAUGAAAAAAUAAGCUGUCUUUAUAUGA